CCGGUCACAUCACUACGCGACGCCGCGCGAACGUAAAAAGUUCGGUUUUUAAAUUCGAACCGGCCAGUUCGAUAGUGCCGUGAUAAUAUUUUUUUGAUUCUGUGGUGAAAUUUGGAUUUGGAACGAAAAUGGAGGGCUGCGGGAUGAGCUGUAUAAAAUAUUUAUUAGUAGUCUUCAAUGGCUUGUUUUUGAUCUUCGGCAUCGUUAUCAUCGCGACAGCAUGCGUGGACAUGGGGAUGAUCAAGGGCUUCACCAGCAUGGAGCCGACUGGGCAUGAGACAGACGCUGUCCUGAUAGCGAUAGGAGUCCUGAUAAUAGUGGUCGCCGCGUUCGGAUGCUUCGGCGCGUGGAAGGAGAGCCCUAAACUGUUGUACAUUUUCGCCGGCUGCCUCAUCAUCAUCAUCCUUCUAGAACUCUCCGUUGGCAUCGCGGCGGCCGCCCUUCGUCCCCAGAUAGAAGGCACCAUGAAAACCCAGCUCCGCGCGUCCUUCAUCAAGAACAAGUCCACGAGGGAGGAGGACUCUACUUACAGGGAGUUCUGGGACCGUGUCCAGAGCAGUUUGGAGUGCUGUGGAGUCACCGGCCCUGACAACUAUGCUGCCUCGGAGCCCCGUCUCAACCCGUCCUUCAGCUGCUGCCCCAACGACGGCACCGACCGAGCUGAUGAAAUCAAGAGAUCUGACUGUCUCACUCUACGCACGUACUACAAAGAGGGAUGCGAAGAUAAAGUGUUGACGACGAUUCACAGCGCUGGCUUGACUGUUAUCGUCUGUGGAAUACUCUUCUGCUUCUUGGAGGUGGCGGGAAUCGUGCUGGCGCUAUGGCUCGCUCACGCCAUAAAAACGCAAGGGAAGAGCCGGGAAACAGCCUAAAUUUAGUGCUAGCUCUAGUGUUGCACACCUCUAAAUAACAUUCUAUUACGCACGUUUAGUUUUAAGCUAGAUGUUGAUUUAUAGUGACGUAAAAUAUUGAAUAUAUACUAUUAUUAGUCUCUGCCUACCCCUCCGGGAAAGAGGCGUGAUUUUAUG
Messenger RNA from Amyelois transitella, 1028 nucleotides. Its product is annotated as 23 kDa integral membrane protein. The record is from RefSeq and is a predicted model, not a curated record. NCBI's taxonomy places the organism in Eukaryota, Metazoa, Arthropoda, Insecta, Lepidoptera, Pyralidae. The transcript is spliced from 5 exons. Bases 129 to 872 code for a protein of 247 amino acids. Gene Ontology annotation, cellular component: membrane.